AUGGACGCGGAUCUGGAUCAAGCCGAGCAGACAACACAGCCCGUUGAUGAGCGGGAGUUGAACACAGCGCCGAGCGCUGAGGGUGACCAUGCGCUGAGCGAGAUGCUUGCGAUUGCGCUGCCUUCGGUCGCGACGAUGGCGUCGUACACCGUGAUGCAGUUUGUCGACAAGCUCAUGGUCAAGGAGAUCGGUCCAGAGCCCGUCUAUGUAUCAGCGCAGUCCAACGGCGGGAUGAUGGCGUGGAUGAUGAUGUCGUUCGUGCUUGGGAUGACGGGAGUGAUCAACUCGUUCGUCUCCCAGAAUCUCGGCGCGGAUAAACCAGAACGCGGCGCGGCGUACGCGUGGAACGGACUCUGGGUCGGCGCGGUCUACUGGGCGCUGAUCUUGGUUCCAGCGGCGUUCGUCGUGCCGGGUUUGUUCUCGCGCAUCCACAGCGGCGAGACGAUGCUCAUCGAGCUCGAAUCCAACUACGCGACGAUCAUGCUGUUUGGUGGUCUGGGAACGAUCAUCAGUCGAUGCGUGCAUCACUACUUCUAUGGGAUGCAUCGUCCAAAGGUCGUUCUCGUGAGCGCCUUGUGUGGCAACGCAACGAACAUCUUCCUCAACUAUGUCCUCAUCUUCGGGAACCUUGGAGCUCCGAAGCUCGGACUCACCGGCGCCGGAGUCGCGACGGUCAUCGGUGGAUUCGUCGAGUUUCUGAUCCCGAUGGCGCUGUUCCUGAGUCCACGCUACGCGAUUCAGUACGGCACGCGCAAAGCGUGGCGGCUGAGUGUCGUGUGCAUCAAGGGCUUGUUCAAAGUCGGAUUCGCGCCGGGACUCAUGUUCGUCAACGAGAUGGCGUGCUGGGCAGCGCUCAUGGCGUGGCUCGUCCCGAUGGGUGGCGAAGCGAUCGGUGACGAUCCGGUCUGGCACAACACGACGGGAUGGAUCGCGCUGCAGUACAUGCACCUGAGUUUCAUGCCUGCGGUAGGUCUGUCGAUCGCGACGCAAGCGAUGGUUGGGAAGGCGAUGGGGAUGAAGCGUCCCGAUAUUGCUCUUGAGCGGACGAAGCUGGCGCUCAAGAUCACAAUGGGGUACAUGGCGCUGUGCGCCUUGGUAUUUGUCGUGUUCCGCGGACCACUCAUUGGGUUCUUUAUCAACAGCGACACACCACCUGAACUUCGUGAGAAGCUCAUCGCGAUCGGUUCGUCUGUGAUGAUCGCGGCGGCGGUGUUCCAGAUCUUCGAUGCAAUGGCGAUCACGACCUCCGCUGCAUUGCGUGGCGCUGGAGAUACCAUUUGGCCGGGCGUCGCGACGAUCGUGCUGUCGUGGGUCUGUAUCCCAGGCGUUGGUCUGGCGCUGAUCCACUGGAUGCCUCAGCUCGGAUCGAUGGGUCCCUGGAUUGGUGCAUCGUUGUACAUCAUCGCGCUGGGGAUCGCACUGAGUAUUCGAUUCCUCGGCGGGAAGUGGAAGACGAUGUCGCUUGUGGAAGCGGAUCAGGAGCCGGAUCUGGAUCCGUUUGACGAUGUGCUUCCCGAUCCGACCCUGACAAGAGAACACAUGACCAACGAUCCCAUGGACAUGGUGGUCGGGGCUUCGGCCGCCGCCGCUGACGCACAGAACGCUAAAGACCUGUAUACACAAGCGUUGACCCAACUCAACGAUGGUUACCGAAGCGAGGGCAUCGAGUCCCUGCGCUCGGCGCUUGCCGCGGAUCCAGGGAAUCUGGAUGUUGCGUUCAAGCUCGCGUACCAGCUCGAUCUGCAAGGCGAUGAAGAAGAAGCACUCUCGCUCUACGAGCGUGUGUGCGAGCACGCGCCGGCACCGAUCAACGCGCUCAUGAACCUCGCGGUCCUCUACGAGGAUCAGGGUGAUUAUGUGCGUGCGGAGCGCUGCUUGCGUCAGAUCUUGGACACGAAUCCGAACCACGCUCGUGCGCGUCUGUUCAUGACCGAUGUUCUUGCCUCCAAGGGCAUGAUGGUCGAAGAAGAGAACGAGCGGGACAUCAUGAAGCGUCGUGCGCUGCUUGAUACUCCUGUGACGGACUUCGAGCUCACUGUUCGUGCUCGUACAUGUCUCAAGAAGAUGAACAUCCGUACGCUCGGCGAUCUGAUCCGUAUCAACGAAUCGGAACUCAUGAGCUACAAGAACUUCGGAGAGUCCUCGCUCGACGAGAUCAAGCGGAUGCUCGCGGUCAAGGGUCUCAAACUUGGUCAGGGUCACGAGGACGCGCACCGCGUUGCUCGCCGUCAGAUCCUCGAGAAGCUCAAGGGAUCAGGCAAAGAGCAGUUGCUCUCCAAGCCUGUUUCUGAGCUCCAGCUCACUGUGCGUGCUCGCAAGGCGCUCCAGAUGCUCAAUAUCCAGAGCAUCGGGGACCUCUGCUCGCACACCGAAGCAGAGCUCAUGGGAGUCAAGAACUUUGGUUCGACCUCGCUCGUCGAGAUCCACGAGAAGCUGACCAACUUCGGUUUGUCGCUUCGUGUGAUCGAUGACAACGAGUAA
Messenger RNA from Symbiodinium sp. CCMP2592, 2481 nucleotides. Lineage: Eukaryota; Dinophyceae; Suessiales; Symbiodiniaceae. The record is from the annotation of a GenBank genome assembly.